CCUUUAAUUUGGUUCAGGCAUAUUCUACGACGCAUUGUUUGGGGUCCUCACUAGUGGCUCGGCGGCAGACGAUGCAGAAGUACAAUUUAAAAUAGAAAUAUUCUGUGAAAUCAAGUCGUUAAGGAAAUUUGGGUCCUCAGUUGUCCAAUAAUGAAUCUAGAACUGCUCGUUCUUUCUUAUGAAUAACUGGCUCAGACUUUGGAUAAAACUUCAAGAUUUCUCUCACUUUACUCAUGGAUAAUUUCCUGCUUCUUACUGAAUCGUUCGGGCAGAACUAUCCAGAGGAGGCAGAUGGCACUCUGGACUGUAUCAGUAUGGCCCUCACCUGCACCUUCAACCGCUGGGGCACCCUGCUGGCCGUGGGCUGCAAUGACGGCCGCAUCGUCAUCUGGGACUUCCUCACACGGGGUAUCGCCAAAAUCAUCAGUGCACACAUCCACCCAGUCUGCUCUUUAUGCUGGAGCCGAGACGGCCACAAGCUGGUGAGCGCGUCCACAGACAACAUUGUCUCGCAGUGGGACGUCCUGACUGGAGACUGUGACCAGAGGUUCCGCUUCCCCUCACCCAUCCUGAAACUGCAAUGCCACCCCAGAGACAUGGACAAGGUGCUGGUGUGUCCCAUGAAGUCAGCCCCGGUCCUGCUGACUCUGUCAGACUCCAAACAUGUUGUCCUGCCGGUGGACGACGACUCCGACCUGAAUGUUGUGGCGGCCUUUGACAGGCGGGGGGAGUACAUCUACACUGGCAAUGCCAAAGGAAAGAUUCUGGUGUUGAACACAAACACUCAGGAGCUGGUGGCUUCCUUCAGAGUGACAACUGGCACCAGCAACACCACUGCCAUCAAAUCAAUUGAAUUUGCACGCAAGGGCAGUUGCUUUCUCAUAAACACCGCAGACCGGAUCAUCAGGGUUUAUGACGGCAGGGAGAUACUGACCUGUGGCCGAGACGGCGAACCUGAACCAAUGCAGAAACUACAGGACCUGGUGAACAGGACUCCGUGGAAGCGCUGCUGUUUCUCCGGCGAUGGCGAGUACAUUGUGGCCGGUUCAGCCAGGCAGCACGCCCUCUACAUCUGGGAGAAGAGCAUCGGCAACCUGGUGAAGAUCCUUCAUGGAACUAGAGGAGAGCUGCUGCUUGAUGUCGCUUGGCAUCCAGUCCGUCCGAUUAUUGCCUCCAUCUCCAGUGGAGUGGUGUCCAUCUGGGCUCAGAACCAAGUGGAAAACUGGAGCGCUUUUGCUCCAGACUUUAAAGAGCUGGACGAGAAUGUGGAGUACGAGGAGCGAGAGUCCGAAUUCGACAUUGAGGAUGAAGAUAAGAGUGAACCCGAGCAGACAGGUGCAGAUGCUGCAGAGGAUGAAGAGGUGGAUGUCACCACUGUUGACCCCAUAGUUGCUUUUUGCAGCAGUGAUGAGGAGCUGGAGGACUAUAAGGCCCUGCUUUACCUGCCAAUCGCCCCUGAGGUCGAAGAUCCAGAGGAAAACCCCUUUGGCCCCCCGCCAGACGCUGCGGUCCAGACUGCUGCCCCAGAGGACGCGUUGACCGGCGGCGACAAGAAGCAGCGGCAGCCUUCAUCUGAAGGAGGCCCGGCCAAGAAGAAGGCUCGCACCACCACCAUCGAACUGCAGGGGGUCCCUAGUGACGAGGUGCACCCUCUACUAGGAGUGAAGGGAGAUGGCAAGUCCAAGAAGAAGACAGCUGGCCGGCCCAAAGGCUCCAAAGGGAGUCUGGUCUCGCAGUCGUACAAACAACAUGACAUUGGAGGGAUGGACUGAUCAUUGCUGUGUACAGUUGUAAAGGAGCCACCAACAGGUUUAAACAAAGAGACACAGAGUCUGACGUCCUAUGCAGACUGUGAGCAGCAGCCUGUUUGAUGUGCAGAUUGUUUCCUCUCCCAACCAGAGCAAAGCGUCACAGGAAAACUCCUCAGCCCCGAUCUCUGGACAGGAGCCGACAAAUAAGAGCACGAAGCAGCCGUCACAGUAGAGAUCACAUGUCCUCUGUCUCUGUAGGAUUCGUCAUGUUUAAAACACCUGUGUCCUGAUACUGUGUAUGUGUGUGUCUUUGGGUGUGCGUGCGUGGGUGUCGUCUUUCUUGUUGUUUUUAUACGUAUUAAAACAUUUUUGAUUUAUAAAUAA
This is a messenger RNA of Perca flavescens (yellow perch), 2135 nucleotides long. It is a transcript of the gene rbbp5, whose product is annotated as retinoblastoma binding protein 5. Gene Ontology annotation, cellular component: Set1C/COMPASS complex. Gene Ontology annotation, molecular function: protein binding. The transcript has 15 exons. Lineage: Eukaryota; Metazoa; Chordata; Actinopteri; Perciformes; Percidae. Bases 234 to 1772 code for a protein of 512 amino acids. The record is from RefSeq and is a predicted model, not a curated record.